UAAUGGCGUAUCAGUAAAGUGUGUCACUUCUGGUUACGCCCUCCUCAAAAAGAAGUUGUGCGCUAACAGGAAGUGUCCACUAGCAUAAUGAGUCUUCGUGUUUGAUUCGGAGGUGUUUAAAGCUGAAACUGUUGUCACUGGAUUACUGUCCCAGAUCCUGCCAUGGGUAUUACCGCUGUCUUUAUACUCUGCAGUCUUGGCUUUGCCAUAAUUGCUCAAGCACAAGAUUGCUCCAGACCUCUUGCAGGAGACCACAUGAAUUUGAGGGAUGACUACAUUACCCAGCAAACAUUUCCAGAUGGGAGCAAAGUUUCUUUUGUCUGUGAUCACGGCUACACAUCUGCUGGAGGAUCUGCAUCUAUCACAUGCACUGCUGGCACAUGGAGUACUGUGCGGCUGCGAUGUGAAAGGAAAUCUUGUGGCACUUUGGGUGAGGUGUCUCAUGGUGAAGUUAAUUAUGACGGAAAUGAGUUUGGUGAUACAGCUACGGUCACUUGUCACCCAGGUUACAUGCUGGUCGGGAGGUCGAGUUUUAGAUGCGAAGUCAACGGAUGGUCUGGCAGGUUACCAACAUGUGACGCGGUGCAGUGUACCACACCAGAACCAGUUGCAAACGGCACAUUUUAUCCACAGAAAGAUUUCUAUAAUUUCGGAGAAGUUGCGCGGUACUCCUGCUACAAAGGAUUUGUACUUAAUGGACCAACAGAAACAGCCUGCUCUGAUGAUGGGGAAUUCUCCCCUUCUCCUCCAACCUGUGUCAAGGUUCAUUGUGAAGAUCCUGUAAUUGAAAAUGCUGUCUAUGAAAGUGGUUCUCGGCCUCCACAUAAACACAAGGCUACAGUGACGUACAGAUGUAAACCUGGAUACAUAAUGUAUGGCUCACCUACUAUGAUAUGCGAUAUAAAUAACCAGUGGUCGCCAUCGUUACCAGAAUGUAAAAGGGCAACUACACCUUCUGUCACCACUGCUACUCCCACUACCACCACAAAAAAACCUAAAGGUAGGACUUCCACCCAAUCUCCGACUUCAGUCUUCCGAGGUGUGACAUCCACCCAAGCGCCGACUUCCAACUCCCCAGAUGACGGUGACAAGACCCCUCCGACAUUGAUUAUUAUUGCAGUUGCAGUCGGCGAACCCGUACUGUCAAAGAUCCUGCAAAAGCUGACGAGGAUGUACCACUCUCGUGAGCGUCACUCUUCUGUUGGUCCAAAACUCCUGCAUGUGAAGAUACUGCCUUGUGGAGAGGACUAUCCCCGGACCACUGAAUGAAGACGAUUCCAAAGAAGUCAUUAAACUCCUCUAGAAAUCAGCUUCUGCAGAGAAGUCGGCCUGUAAUUUAGACAACAUGACAUCUAUUCUCACUUGAUGUUUCAAGCGCCUGGUCACUUCUAAUACUCAUGAAUCUAUCUGUGACCCAUUUUACUUUUUUGGACAUUAUUGCACUCUACAUUGAUUUGGAAUAUUUGCACUAGAGCACAGCUCAAGCUGGCCUUCAGACACAGCUACAGAGAUCUUCUUAAUCUAGUAAAAGGAGCAUUUUUUAACAUUUAAUUUUCCACAUUGUGUUUAACUUUUCUGUUUGUGCAGAAAUAUUUGGCCUAAUUAAAAAGAAACUUCACAUCUUUUGUCACUUUAAAGAUAAUGGGAGCUUUUGUAAUUGUAGAAAAGACUCCUGGUGGUUUAAACCUCAGUCUUAAAGUUCAUUAUUUAUACAGAUCAGAAAUUAGGGCCUAGAAAAGUUACAUCCUAUGGGCCUGUUUG
This is a messenger RNA of Poecilia latipinna (sailfin molly), 1761 nucleotides long. RefSeq names its product membrane cofactor protein-like. NCBI's taxonomy places the organism in Eukaryota, Metazoa, Chordata, Actinopteri, Cyprinodontiformes, Poeciliidae. The transcript is spliced from 13 exons. The record is from RefSeq and is a predicted model, not a curated record. The coding region runs from base 163 to 1269 and encodes 368 amino acids.